Molecule: messenger RNA, 585 nt
Organism: Symbiodinium necroappetens
Lineage: Eukaryota; Dinophyceae; Suessiales; Symbiodiniaceae
Source: the annotation of a GenBank genome assembly
AUGGUUGCAGUCGUGUCGGGCACCAAAUCAGAACGCUGCCGGGUGCGUGAGUACAUGAAGUGGCUCUUUCAGCAGUUGGAAGGCCCAGUUUAUGUGGCCGGCUGGGAGGACCGGGAAGACUGUACAGUGGUCGAUAUACCCAGUGACUGCAUCGGCUACAUCACCGGCAAUCGACGUGCAACGCUCGGCCUCAUGGAGGAGGAGUGGGGCACCCUCAUGUUCUUCAUGAGCGAGGAUGGCGCACGAGGCACCCGUGGAGGUGGCACCGAGAGAUUGGCAAUCUUCGGACCACAGCGGCCGCGUCGCGGCUCGGAGCUGAAGGUGAUGAGCGGCAUAGAGACGAAAAGUCCUGGAUUCUUCAUGCGAGGCAUCCGAGAAAAACUCUCGGAAAGAAGAGGCUUUGAUACAGAUCGCAUGCUGUUUCGCGACGAUGAGUUGAGCAGCUCGCACUCAUCAGAUGGUGCCACAAGAAAGAAGUUGGAGCUCGCCUCCGGAGCCAUACUGCAAUACGUUGGACAUGUUGCUUUCAUUGCUGGCACCCUGAAAGAGCGCCGGAGAUGCCGCGAGUUCGCCACUCGCUGCUGA